This is a messenger RNA of Nematolebias whitei (Rio pearlfish), 2744 nucleotides long. RefSeq names its product unk like zinc finger (gene unkl). NCBI's taxonomy places the organism in Eukaryota, Metazoa, Chordata, Actinopteri, Cyprinodontiformes, Rivulidae. The transcript is spliced from 17 exons. The coding region runs from base 18 to 2468 and encodes 816 amino acids. The record is from RefSeq and is a predicted model, not a curated record. Gene Ontology annotation, molecular function: metal ion binding.
CAUUGUUUUGACUGAAAAUGCCGUCGGUUUCGAAAACGGCGGCCAAUGCGUCUCCUCAAACCGAGAAACCUUCCCACUAUACCUACUUGAAGGAGUUCAGGACAGAGCAGUGCCCGUUGUUCCUCCAGCACAAGUGCACGCAGCACAGACCCUUUACUUGCUUUCACUGGCAUUUUCUUAACCAGCGACGAAGGCGACCCAUAAGACGGAGGGACGGCACCUUUAACUACAGCCCGGACGUGUACUGCACGAAAUACGACGAGACCACAGGCAUCUGUCCCGAUGGAGACGACUGCCCUUAUCUACACCGGACCACUGGUGAUACAGAGCGCAAAUACCAUCUACGGUAUUACAAGACGGGCACUUGUAUCCAUGAGACAGAUGCUCGAGGGCAUUGUGUAAAGAAUGGCCUCCACUGUGCUUUUGCUCACGGGCCACAUGAUCUCCGACCUCCAGUCUAUGAUAUCAGGGAGAUUCAAGCACAAGAGGCUCUCCAGAACGGUCAGUUGGGAUCUGGGGAAGGUAUUCCUGAUUUGCAGCCGGGUGUGCUCGCCAGCCAAGCAAUGAUUGAGAAAACGCUGACAGAAGAUCCCAGAUGGAAAGAUACCAAUUUUGUUUUAGCCAAUUAUAAAACAGAUCAGUGUACCAAGCCACCAAGACUAUGCAGACAGGGCUAUGCAUGCCCCCACUACCACAACAGUAGGGAUCGAAGACGAAAUCCUAGAAAGUAUAAGUACAGGUCAACACCCUGCCCCAACGUGAAACAUGGGGAUGAAUGGGGCGAGCCGUCAAAGUGCGACAGUGGAGACAGUUGCCAGUAUUGUCACUCUCGUACUGAACAACAGUUUCACCCGGAGAUCUAUAAGUCUACAAAAUGCAAUGAUAAACGACAAACUGGAUAUUGUCCCAGAGGACCAUUUUGUGCAUUUGCGCACGUAGAAAGAAUUCCCUCCACGGAGGAGACCAUGAACUCCUUGCUAACAGCGAUCCAGUCCAGUUCACAGUCCCAGCUGGGCUCUCAGCAGUUUCCUGAGUGUCCAAUCAGUGAGUGGAACAGUGGAGGAAACUGCAGCGCCAGUGCAGCCAGUAGCAACGGACAAGUAGGAAGUGUUUCAUGUUCUAGUAACGCAUCCAUAACACCAAGCUCAGGAAGCGACAGUUUGCUAUCCCCAGUGGGGUCCGACAGCCGGCCCAUAUCUCUAACUAUUAGUAGUUUAUGUUCAGAGUCCACCACAUCAAGUGUCUCGUCUCUGACGUCUAACUAUCCCAAAGCUCCGGGCUUUGAACGUGAGGAUCAGGUACACAGACUUAAAUCUAGCAAAGGACAUAUGGAUCAAAAACUAAUGGACCAAGAAAAGCAGACACAAAACACUGUAUUCUCUCCGGUGAAGCCUUUGGCCUCAAGCUUUACGUCCAGCAUCACAUCAAGUUUGGCCUCCAGUAUUGGCUCGGAUAAUUCCUCACCCACCACCUUAUCAACAAUGAACGCAAAAGCAACUCCAUUCUAUCCAGGGAGCAACACGGUGGAGUCAGUCAUAGGAUCAGCGCUGGACCUGAAGUUCAGUGACAUCAACGUUGCAUCGCUUGAUAAGGAGUUAGAGGAACAAGAUCACAGUUUAGGACUAGCAAAUCAAAGGAUGCUGGGUGGAUCUGCUCCUGUUAACAUUCCAGGGUCCCUGGCACGAUCAUCAUCUUUGAAUUCCUCAUCCUCACUUUCCACCUCCCCUCUAAGUUCCCUUUCCCAGUCUUUGUCUCAGUCCCUGCUCUCUGGGACCGUUUCUCAGCAAAACCAACCUUCAAGCAUGCUAGCCAAGCAGGAGCAUGGCCUACUGGGAACGCCCACCUCUUCAUCCCAAAACUCUUUAGGGCUGAACGGAGGAGCUAGCAGCAUUUGGGAUUUCGUCAGCGGCAGCUUUUCUCCAAGUCCGUCUCCAGUUUUCAGCAGUUUGACUUCCACAACCAGCACAGCUGACGUGGCGCGCCUUUUUAGAGAGCUGGAUGAAGCCAAGAGGAAGAUCAAACAAUGGGAGGAGGCCUGGCAUCAAGUCAAACAAGCUUGUGAAGCUUGCCAGAAGGAUGCUCUUGAAGCGAAGGAACAAGCGAAGACCGCUGAGGCAGAGCGGCACCUGGCCGAACAGAAAUGGGAGGAAACGGAGCGCAAGCUGAAAGAGCUCCAAGGGGACUUUGAUGUGUUUUGUCGCACAUCUGGAACACCUCUUCUUCGUAGCUACGGAGAGCUGGACCAGCUCCCCUUGUCAAAGCUUCACUCCAUCCAGAGUCAGCUACGUAAUGACCUAGACCUUAUAGAUGGGGUAAUUUUUCAGCUUCAGUCAAAGAAAUGUAUAGUUUGCCAAAAGCAUGAUCGUUGCAUUGUUCUGCAACCUUGCCAACAUUAUGUGCUUUGUGAUAACUGCGCACCUAGCAAAACAGAAUGCCCUUACUGUAGAACAAAAAUAAUGAAGUGGUGAUACACAGUAAAUCAAGGUACUAUUUAAAGAAUUAGCCCUUUUGAAAAAUUACUAAUAGAUUACACUUUUUCUAAACAAUGUCUUUUCUUAUGGUGAUUGAAUAAUAGGAUUAAAUGAUGUUUGACUGACCGUGCAAAUAGUAUUAAUCAAGUUACUUACAGAGGAUUCAGCCAGUGUAGGUUAUGCUCAUUUUAUGUGCAUGAUCCUUUAGUCGACCUAAUCAUGUAUAAAAUGCAUGUCCUCAGAUUGGAUUGUAAAUUAUAUUGUAAUUCUAAC